CCAUUUUUCUUGCAAGGUGUGGGCGGUUUAUUGAAAUUGCCGACCUAAGAAGUCAUAAGCACUGGCCACAUAUGCCCGCCCGCUAUCAACACCCGUCGCUUUAUAGGCCUCUGCUUUGCGGCGUAAAGUUCCCGCUCUGUGUCUAUGUUUGUUUUCAGCACGAACGGAUGAACUUCGGGCAGAGCUGUGUUAAUGGCGGGGAAGAUAAUGAUGAACAAUAUUUGUAAUUGUUAAGAAGAUCAGAUCUGGAGAAAGGUUGUUUUGGUUGUGCGGGAAAUAUGUUGCAGGGCGCUGCUUACCAUCCGGGGCCGUUGUAUGGGAACAGCCAUUAUAAGAAAUUCUGGCUGAAGAAGAUGCAGACAGAGGAGUCGGUGAGGGAGCCGGACGCGUUUAGAGCGCCGCCGCCUGAAAGUUUCGGCGGUGUGAUUUUUCGAAAAUGUUUGAAUGAUGUGAAUUGUUCGCGCCUGGAGAUUAAAGGCGGCAGCAGGGCUAGUUUUGGGGUUCCUGCUCGUAGAUCUGAGAGCAGUCAAAUUUUAAUGCAGAGUUUUGAAGAUGAAAGGCAUAGCCAAGGCGAGAAACAGAUUUUUGAUUGUGCUUUGUCAAUCGGUGUGCCUGCUCUCCGCGAAAGAGAGGAAGAUAAUUUUGCUCCUGCUGUUGAGAAUAGCGGCACUGGAAUGCAUAAGUUUAAGCUGCAUCAACAAAGGCUUUUACGGGCCGACAGCGAUUUACAGACCGCAGGAAACAUUUCGGAGAAGACGACAGAGGCUGAAUUUUCAGAUGGAAGCGUGACGAGAACAUGCUCCGAUUGCAAGACUGAUAAAACACCGCUGUGGAGAAACGGCCCCAACGGACCAAAGUCUCUGUGCAAUGCUUGCGGCAUCCGCUACAAGAAGAUCACGAAACAGCGUAGCGCGAGCAACGGCGAUGGCGGCAUGAGAAAAAAUCCGGCCAAACUUCCAUCCUCCGUCCGGCAGAUGACGAAAUUCAUCAAGCGCAAGCGAGACAACACCCCGGAGCUCGGAUCGCAAGAUCCCGCCGCCCCUCGGAAAAAGAGCGCCGCCGACAUGACGGAGGCGCCGCCUAUUAGCGCCUUGCGUGGAUUUAGCAACGACAAACAGCGUAGCUCAAACAGCUUGUUGAAGAGAUCGUUUGGCAAAGACGAAGAAGAGGGAGCGGUGCUGUUGAUGGGCUUAUCCUGUGGACUGGUUAAUGCUUAGGCUACUGUUUCUUUUCUUUUUUUAAUUAUAAUCUAGUUAGGGUGCCAUCUUCCACAAUUGGGAACCUGGAGCACCCAUUUUGUAUAAAUAAAUGAUGACUAGUUUAGUUUAUUCUCCGAUGUAAAUGGGCUUCAUUUACUUGUGAAUAGCUUGCCUGUACGGUCUUAUUUAGCGACACGCCCAUAUAGAUGGAUAGAUAAUCUCUUUGUUUGUUCGGCCGUCAUGAUAAAAGUUUGUCCUCGAACAAAUGUGUACCAUGUUGUUUUUCCCAAUAUGCGGAUUUGUUGGUUUGUUUUA
Messenger RNA from Cryptomeria japonica (Japanese cedar), 1514 nucleotides. Its product is annotated as GATA transcription factor 17. Gene Ontology annotation, molecular function: sequence-specific DNA binding; zinc ion binding. Gene Ontology annotation, biological process: regulation of DNA-templated transcription. The record is from RefSeq and is a predicted model, not a curated record. NCBI's taxonomy places the organism in Eukaryota, Viridiplantae, Streptophyta, Pinopsida, Cupressales, Cupressaceae. The transcript is spliced from 3 exons. Bases 279 to 1217 code for a protein of 312 amino acids.